Molecule: messenger RNA, 6314 nt
Organism: Polistes dominula (European paper wasp)
Lineage: Eukaryota; Metazoa; Arthropoda; Insecta; Hymenoptera; Vespidae
Product: calpain-D
Biological process (GO): proteolysis
Cellular component (GO): cytoplasm
Molecular function (GO): calcium-dependent cysteine-type endopeptidase activity
Source: RefSeq, a predicted model, not a curated record
UAUUAAAAAAAUCAUAAGUAAACAUGGACAUUUUUAAGAUGACAUUUAAACGUGGGCCAUUAAUGAUACAUCCCUGAGUUGCAAGUGUUGCAAAUCCGUAGGAACGGAACGAUCAACACAGAGGGAACCAAACCGAAGUAUAGACUCUACAGGAGUAUUUAGUUAUAUAUAUACAUACAUAUAAAUACAUAUGUAUGUAUGUAUGUAGAAGUACUACAUGUAUGCAUCUGUUUCUGUCUGUCUCUCUCUCUCUCUCUCUUUCUCUUUCUCUUUCUCCUUCUGCCUAUCACCUUUCCAAACGAUUGAUCUAUCCUAGUCUCUGUGGCGCUCGUCGACGAAGCAUCAUAAACAAAGUGCAUGUUGCCCUGUGCCUAACAUACAUGUAAUAAUAAAUGUGACUGUAUGUGCAAGUGCAAAUGUAGCGUGUGUGUGUGUGUAUAUAUAUAUAUGUGUGUGUUGCAGCAAGGAGACGCGUCGAGCGUCGUUGUCAUUUUGCGUGGUUCCUCGAAGAGUGUGUAUAAUAAAGGAUAAGAACACAAUUGCACGGAUUGUCAUUUGACGUUCAUCGAACAGUGAAUAAAAGAACGUAAUUAUUAAUAAUAAUAAUAAUAAGAAGAAGAAGAAGAAGAAGAAAAAGAGAGAGAGAAAAGUAGUAAGAAAAAUGGGAAGGAAAACGACGAAAACGAAAAUGAAGUAUUUCGAGGGAAACAGAGAGAGGGAAAGAGAGUGAGUCGAGUGGAACCAAAAAAGAAAAGGAUAGAAAAGUAAAAGGAAGAAAAGAAAAGGAAAGAAAGAAAAGGAAGAGACGCGUGUGUUGUGAUUUCUGUGCGCGCGUAAGAGAGAGAGAGAGAGAGAGAGAGAAAAGUGGAUGAGAUCUAGAGAGAAAGAGGGGAAGAACAAGAUGGCGGGCGAGAAACAUAUGACAAAGAACGGCGGACUACCGCCGUGGCCGAGGGCGAUGUUCGCUCGGUUGUUCCUCGUCUCUGGGUAUUGCUGAUCCUGGAUAUAUACAGGUUUUUUCUGGGCUAGAUAAAGGGGUGUUUUUUUGGCACCGGUAGUGGUGUUCCUUUCGAACGGGAGUUUUCUAUAGAAAACGAGAAAGAAAGGAAGAGCGAGCAAGAGGGGAAAUAGUGUGUGUACGUGUGUAAGAGAGAGAAAGAGAGAGAGAGAGAGAGGGUUAGAUAUAAGGGGUGGAAGAAAAGGUAGAUAGAUAUAUAGAGUGAGGGAAGCAAGGGGGGAAUCGUGACUGCCAAGAGAGUCGGUGAUCCUGUGACCGAAGGAGCCAUGACUACGCGUGGAGAAUGGGCUCGAUCGCAUCGGUGUUGCAAUGGCAUUGCUCGGAGUGCGCUCUGAUAAAUCCAACGGAGAGCGCCCGAUGCGCCAGGUGCGGCCUGGCACGAAUCAGGAGCGAUGACGAAAGGGCUAACAGACGACUCAGCACCGGAGGAGAGGAGUUGAAUUCCGAGCGCGGGGAACCUCCUCCGCGCCGGAUGAGACAGUUACGUCGUAAGGAGGGGAAGAAAGACCUCGAGGAAGAAGAAGAAGGAGAAGGGGAAGAAGAGGAAGAAGAACGGGCCCAGGAGGAACCGGUGCCACUGGAGGACCAGGAGGAAAAAGGGGGAAUUCAACCCGCCGAAGAGGAAGCUAUUGCUAUUGCUAAUGCUGCUUCUUCUUCUUCUUCAUCAUCGUCCUCCUCCUCGCCGUCGUCCUCAUCCUCUUCCUCGUCGUCGUCGUCGUCAUCGUCGUCGUCGCCGUCGUCCUCGGAAUCCUUACCACCUACUCCACCACCGAGACUCAACUUUCACAGACUCUGUACCACUAACACUGCUACCACCACUACCAUCACCACCACCACCACAACCACCACCAUCACCACCAUUGCUGAGAAUCAUCCAACAACAACUGAUCACGAGGAUACCACCAUCGUCCGCGAGCCCAACGAUUCCCUUGCAGUAGGCUUUUUUCAACGCAUUCGUAAGAAUUCGUCUGUAUCCAAUGCUCUUAAGAAGAGAUCACAUUAUGGUUCAUGGAGUGGGAAUAUAUCCGACAAAGAGCCACUUAAACGAUCCACUUCUGUACCUUCCUUAGUGACACGGUGGACCUGCAUUCGUUGUUUGUUGGAUAAUAGUUGUAGCUCCACAUUGGUUUGUGCGGCCUGUGAUGCUAGUUUUUCUAUAGCCCAGCUCGACGAAAGACACAUUGGAAGGGCAAGGAAGGGCAAAAAACUGAAUCAGUGUAAAAUCAAACAAGAACCUAAAGUAGAAUUGUUGAAAAAUGCAGUAUUUGGAAAUUUGAGUAAAAAUUUGAACGCUGGCUAUAGUAUAACGUAUGCUCCUGCUAAUGCAAAGAGAGUUUAUAACAAAGGUAUGGCACAAUUGACAAGUAUCAGUCGCAGUGAAAGAGGAAGAAACGUACGCGAGGAGUGGACAUUACCUACACUCGAAACGAUGGAUCCAACGUCGCUUCCCUAUUCAGAUAAUGCAGAAACUUCUCAACGUUCUCCAAAACGUCACAGUCCUUCUAUGUACGAAAGAGUUAAAUCCAAAGUGAGUCGUUCUUUGUCUAAUGGCUCAGUUGUGCAAAAGCUCUCCGAUCUUGUUAUUCAAAGACCCACCAGCUUAGUAGUGUCAGAAGCACAAGAUGAUGCCUUGUGGAGUUGCGAUAAUUGUACUCUCGAUAAUGCAUCUGGAUUGGAGCAAUGCGAGGCGUGUGAAGCACCUAGAAGCCCAGCACCGUGCAGUGGUGUUGUUAUAAGUGUUCCUGCUUGGGAGACGCGUGCACUCUCUUCGGCAGGUCCACUAUCUUAUAGACGAUCUUUCUCUGAUGUUAAUUCUAUUACAAAUGUUACUCAGAGGAAGACCAUUAAUCGUAGGAGUCUUAAUGACGAAGAACCACCAGCGGUACCUCCACAUUCCAUUGGUUUCACUUCAAAACCAAAGUAUUCUUAUAUAGGUAUCAGCGAGCCUGACGUUCCACCACCAUUGCCAAAGAAGCAAAGCAGCAAAUUAGGUUUACUAGCCACCAAGGCACAUAGCGAAGCUACCAGUCCUGUUAGUGAUGUAGCCAGUGUGAGUCCUUUAAAACGUAUGUGGACGUGUCAAAAGUGUUCUUAUGCCUACAAUCCCCUGUGGUCUGUGGCUUGCGAUAUUUGUGGUUCCCCUAGAUCACCACCUUCUCUCACGCAACCUAGUUUAAUAACCGUGACGAAGGAUGGAGCUAGUUGUCCUAUGCGAGUGCAGUCUCCCAUAAUAGUGUCACGAGACAGUGUCAGAUAUAUCCCACCACCAAAGUCGGCUACCUUAGCUACUGCAGAGUCUGAUUUGGACGAUCAAUUGGAUCCUCCUUCUCCGGCCUGGACUUGUAAGAAGUGUACAUUACUUAAUGCCGCUUCGCGUACCACAUGCGAAGCAUGCGGCGGCUCCAAACUUAAAAGCAUCAUGCACUUAGAAGACGCUACGUUAAGGAAAGGGGAGAGUUGGGUAUGCCCCUCUUGUACAUUAAGAAAUCCGCUGUCAGCACAAACUUGUAAUGCUUGUAAGACGUUAGCAGACUUUUUAGAAGUGCCCAAGGACAAUAGAAUUCAAGGACAAAGAAGUCCAAGUCCAAGACUUUGUCAACUUGCUAAUUCAAAAGUUGUUACUCCAAGGUAUAGAAAUUCCGUACGAAGAAACGGUUCCUCGAUAGCUGACAAGAGACAUUCAAGAUCCAAAGAUCCAAGUCAUACUCAAUGGCAAUGUAAGUUGUGUACUUAUGAAAAUAAGAGUACAAAUAGAACUUGCGAAAUGUGCCAAAAUUCGAAGACCUUAUCCGAAGCAUCAGGUGAUAGACUUAGAAUUAUCGAGCCUGGCACUAGUACUCUUACAAUGCAACGUCAGGAAAGUGUGGUGAUGGAAAAUUUAAGACAAUUGGAGGAAAGAGAAGCAUUAGAAAAAUGGGAACGUAUAGUACGUUAUUGUAAAGAGACGAACGAGCCUUUCGUUGACGAUUCAUUUCCACCAGCUCCAAAAUCUUUGUACUAUAAUCCCGCGGAUACGAAAGAUAAUCACGUAGUUCAAUGGAGAAGACCUCAUCAAAUAAAUGUUGAUUCGAGCGUAGAUUCUAAACUGCCAUGGGCUGUUUUUAGAACACCCUUGCCAUCGGAUAUUUCGCAAGGAGUAUUAGGAAAUUGUUGGUUGCUUUCGGCAUUAGCCGUAUUGGCGGAAAGCGACGAACUUGUUAGAAGAGUUCUCGUCAUGAGAGAAACGUGUCCUGAAGGAGCUUAUCAAGUUAGAUUAUGUAAGGAUGGAAAAUGGACAACAGUAUUGGUCGAUGAUCUCUUGCCGUGUGAUAAAAGAGGCCACUUAGUUUAUUCCCAAGCAAAAAGAAAACAAUUGUGGGUACCGUUGAUAGAAAAGGCUGUUGCUAAAAUUCAUGGCUGUUAUGAAGCAUUGGUAUCUGGUAGAGCUAUAGAAGGUUUAGCUACGUUAACCGGUGCACCAUGCGAAAGUGUACCCUUGCAACCUUCGGCGUUACCAAGCGAAGAUGAACUUGAUAAGGAUUUAAUUUGGGCACAACUUUUGUCCUCGAGACAAGCUAUGUUUUUGAUGGGUGCUAGUUGUGGAGGUGGAAAUAUGAAGGUCGACGAAGAAGAGUAUCAACGAAGAGGUUUAAGACCUAGGCAUGCGUAUUCUGUUCUUGAUGUACGUGACGUUCAGGGAAUACGUUUGUUGAGACUACGAAAUCCUUGGGGUCAUUACAGUUGGAAAGGAGAUUGGUCUGACGAUAGUCCAAUAUGGACACCGCAAUUACGAGAAAUGUUAAUGCCUCAUGGUGCUUCUGACGGUGUAUUUUGGAUUUCCUUUGACGAUGUAUUAAAAUAUUUCGAUUGUAUUGAUAUAUGCAAGACGAGAGUUGGUUGGAGUGAAGUUAGAUUACGUGGUACCCUCCCACCGUUGUCAUCUCUGAGGCAUUUAUCAUGUGUAUUGUUAACGGUAUUAGAACCAACCGAGACUGAGUUCACAUUAUUUCAAGAAGGUCAAAGGAAUUCCGAAAAAUCUCAACGUUCUCAGUUAGAUCUAUGUGUGGUUGUAUUUCGUACACGAUCACCAGCAGCACCAGAGGUGGGGAGAUUGGUUGAGCAUAGCAAACGGCAGGUACGAGGAUUCGUUGGGUGUCACAAAAUGUUAGAAAGAGAUUUGUACAUAGUCGUAUGUUUGGCAUUUAAUCAUUGGCAUACCGGUAUGGAGGACACGUCAAGUUAUCCGGAAUAUGUUCUUGCAAUACAUAGCUCUAAAAGACUUUUAGUUGAACAAAUUUCUCCUCCUGCGUUCGUUUUAGCCGAUGCUAUUAUAAGUUUAACGUUAGCAAAAGGACAGCGACACGAGGGAAGAGAAGGUAUGACAGCAUAUUAUUUAACUAAAGGAUGGGCUGGUUUGGUGGUAAUGGUAGAAAAUCGUCAUGUUAAUAAAUGGAUACAUGUAAAAUGUGACUGCCAUGAAAGCUACAACGUUGUGUCCACAAGAGGACAGCUCAGAACUGCCGAUAGUGUUCCCCCACUUCACAGACAAGUUAUCAUAGUCUUAACACAAUUGGAAGGUAGCGGAGGUUUUUCAAUAGCACAUCGACUCACUCACCGAUUAGCUAACAGUGGAAAUUUGCACGAUUGGGGACCACCCGAUACCCAACAUCAUCCUCAAAUAGAUACUCAGGUCGAAGGUUUACACAGUCCUCGUUUAAUCACGUGAAAUUGAAAAUAGUGUGUUUUACGACGACUGACUUUCGUUUAAUACGCAGAGCAGCAGGGCCGCCGACCGACGCGUUUCAAGAAAAAAGAUUUUAAAAAAUAACAGGAAAAAAAAGUGUUCACUUUUGUUCCCACAACAACAACAACAACAACAACAACAAAAAUAUCUUUUAAUAUUAUUACAAUAAGGAAAAUGAAAAGAACAAAGAAGCAACGUAAGUUGAAAGAUUUCGAUUAAAGAGAAAAUGAAAAAGAUUUCAAAUGUUGAAAUCAAAAUUUCUCAAAAAGAACAACAUCAAUGAAAAAUGAAUGGAAGAUAGAAAAAGUAAUAUUAAAAACAAUUAAACGUAGGAAAAAUUCUUCAAGGCAUAGUUAAAAACAUCUCAAUCCCGGAAUAAUUAAUAAAAUAAAAUAAAAUAAAAUAAAAUAAAUAAAUAAAUUUUGUGCUUUCUAAACUUGACGGUCUCAAAUUCUCACGAAGAAGAAAAGAAAAUUUGUCCUUAAGGGGACGCAGAUAAAUUAUGCUCGGCAACGUAAACGACAGAAUACAAUAAUUAGAAGAAGAAAGAAUUAAAUUAAAUAAAUAAAUAAA